Aplosporella prunicola CBS 121167 is the source of this 350-nucleotide messenger RNA. RefSeq lists its product as uncharacterized. Lineage: Eukaryota; Fungi; Ascomycota; Dothideomycetes; Botryosphaeriales; Aplosporellaceae. Bases 61 to 336 code for a protein of 91 amino acids. The record is from RefSeq and is a predicted model, not a curated record. The transcript has a single exon.
CUGCCACUCCCGCUCCCGGGGGUUGGCGCUGCCUAGAGUACCUGAGAGGGCCAGCGAACAAUGGCCUGUCCUGUCCGCAUGCAUCACGCUGCAUCAUCAUCAUCAUCGCCCGCUGCUUGCUGUCACGCUGGUGGUAGCGCGCGCGAUGAUCCACCACCCUCCACCCUCCCACACCCAGCCCCCCCUCCCCUCAUCCUCACGUCCCAGCCCCUGCCGCCGCACGCUCGAGCGCGUCUCCGUCGACGCGGUACCGGGGCCUCAGCGCCAGCAGGUUGGCGUCCAGCCAGCGCAGGAGCGUUGGAUAUUUCGUCUGCCUGCGCUGAAACACCGACUUGAAGGCCCGGCAAGCC